CGACUCGAGCCUGGGGUUUCCUGCCACAGCGGCGGGAUUAUAUCACGAAACAGCCUCUCACUCUCGGCGGGGCCUUGUGUCGCUACGUUCACAGAUUUUUGAAGAGUUCUGGUUUGCGUCUGUGGGAAAAUGAACUUAAGAACAUGGAGACGUUGUGGAGAGACAGAAAAUCAAGAACCUAAAUUGAUUAUACUUGAAGAGGAAUUAAUGGAUUGCCCUGCUUUUGGGAUAUUGUGGUCUUGGAACUAGGUAAACUUAAAUGAUGAUUGACGGAAAAAAACAAAGGUAAGACAAAUAAAUGCUGAAGAUACUGAAGAGCACAAAGAAGAAUUUAAACAAAGAAUCGAGCAAAGAACAAUCCCUGAAUAGAGACCUGCAAUCUAACUGAAUACAUACAAUAGCAAAACGUGCAAACAGCAUUUGAAAGGGAAUGACAAAAAACAAGAGAAUCUCAGAAAGUAUUAGACUCUGCAUCAAAGAGCAGAUGAGAACAUCAAUGGAGUGUUUGCCUCUCGGAGCAUUUUGUGGAGGUCUGUACCUAGACUUUGUGGUUAGUGUUACUGCAGUUUUCCUCUCACACAGGUGUGUGAGUCAGUUACAAACAAACCCAUACGUGAUGAUGAACUGAAGGAUUGCUACGACGGAAGGCAGUCUUGAAGGUUACAAUAACACCUUUUCCCCCCAUAUUGAAUGCCAAUGAACCCCACAAUGUUUAAACAUUAGCGAAAUGCCAUUCACUUGUGCUGUUAUUCCAAGUCAAGUCAAGUCAGUUUUAUUUGUAUAGCCCAAUAUCACAAAUUACGAAUUUGCCUCAAGAGGCUUUACAGCAACACAACAUCCUGUCCAGUGGAGAAAGAAUACAUUUAAAGAUUUUUAGGGUUGAAAAUCUAAAUUGCUGAUAUUUCAGUCAUUCGUUGUAUCCAUGUCUACACGGUGCCAAAUUUUGUAGUCUUAGAAGUGAAAUCAUUGCAGCACUUGGCCAGCACAUAAUUGUUCUCCUAAAGUUCUCUUUUGAACAUCCAGCUGCUCACAAAAGUGUAUCCUUUUUAAAAAGCUGGAGGCACAUUGUGAAGUCAUUUUUUUCCUGUUUGACUCUUUCAUGUAUUGAUAGUCAUUUUUAUUUCAACUACACAUUUUACUUUUUGCUGCUACAAGUGUCAUAAUAUUUGUGAUAUAUUCUUCGGCUUCAACGCUUUGCUGGAUUUUUCAAGACAUUUCCAUGUUUUACUCCCUGCCUAUAGACUCCUAACAUUUUUUAUACAUAGCUACCACUCAGAACUUUUACAUUUCUGAUCAGUAGCAUUCGCUGUUGAAGAUAUUGAUUGAAAACUCACUUUUUUCCAAGCUCCAAAAAAUGCAGAACUUUUCUAACAGUCCAGCACCCCCAACCCUCCCCCCUGGGUUCAGUGGGAGAGGUGGAGGGGGCCCUCCUUACCCUCCCCAGCCAGCAGACUCCCAGAUCUCCCCUAGGAUGACCGAAGAUUACACAGGGAUGCAGCAGCAGAGCCUCCAUCGAGGCCACCAACACCCCAAUCAAGCUAGCCUUAUGCUUGGUUACAGUGCCAGAAGCAGAGGGACUGGAGAGCCAUCACAGACUAACAUUCACAGUGGCAGCAGUAGCAACCCUUACCGAAAGGAUGCAAUGGAUUACUAUUUUUCAAUGGGUGGUAAGGACCGGCAUAGAAGGGGAGGUAUGGGUUAUGGGGCAGGUUUUGGGUACCCUAGCAUCGAUGGACGUAUAUCUCACCAGUACAGACAUGGUCCAACUAGCGCUACGUCAUCAUCUGGCAUGAUGUCACCAUAUCCAGUAGACUAUGGUUCCACUGCUGGAUCAGGUGCUGCUAGUGUUGUCACUGGUGGUGCCGGACCCUUCUCUCCUUCACAUCAGUUCAGUGUGAGUCAGAACCAUGCAAUGCAGUUAGUGUCAGGAUCUCAAAUGCAGCACCGGCAGCAUGGACAAACUUACCAAGCUCUUCCUCACGGACAGCAGCAUCGGAGCUAUCCCCACUCUGGGCACAGAUUGACCCCUCAGUACCCACACUUCUCUCCACAUAGUGGACCAUCAACAGGGUCAUCAGGAAUGUACAGCCCCCCUCCACAAAGAUAUCACGAAGGGAGUGGUAGUGCUGGAUUUGAUCCUAAAGUCAACAGCUCUCCCAAUGUCAACUCCAGUUCAAACUCAGUCUCUAGUUCAGCUGCUGCUAACAAUGUGGGGCCUAUGGAGAAUGUUCAACAGAGUUACCAUGCUUCAAAUUACCCUGCUUACUCUCCACAGUCACAUUCACUCCAUAAACAAGCCACACUACAGCACCGCAACUCACAGCACAGUUUAGGGGUAGGCUAUGACAACUCGCUCAAAAUGCAGCACCAUGGCCCUUCUCCAGGCACAGUAUACACUAAACAUCACCAAGCCUCCAAUCCCAAUACACCUCAUGCAGCAUCGCAAGAAAUGUCCAAAUCCCCAAUGCACUCUAAUGCGCAACAGGCUCAAAUCAACCAAAACUUCAGUCCCAUAUCCAACCCUUCUCCAGCUGCCUCUGCAGUGCAGUCCCCCAGCUGUAGCUCCUCUCCAUCACCCUUGAUGGGUGUGUCAGAGGCACAUGGAACCCCUUCAGGACAUGCUCCCUCACAUCCCCCGCCACCAACCCCCCGUAGCAGCCAUAGUCAUGGAAGAUUACUGCAAACCAUGCCUCAGCUUAGUCCAACGCCCAACUCAAACAGCAGCAUCAGCAGUUGUGGUAGUAGUGGCAGUCACAAAGCCCAAGCCAUAAAUGCAACUGGAGCUGGGGUUGGUCACUCUUCUACAAGCCGCAGCAGAUUGGGUCCAGGCUCAGGGAUUGGGUCCCGAGAGGAAAGCUCCUCUGUUUAUCCAUCUUCUCCUCUUAACAAAAUGCAAGAUACUGGCCUCAAUAGUAUCAAUGCGUUAACCUCACAAGUAGCCAAUUUACCAAACACAGUGCACCACUUACUUCUCACUGACACCGUGCUUUCACAGAAGAAGGGGAAAGAUGGUGGGCAAACACAACAGGCAGCACAGGCCAUGCCCCCAUCACAACCAAGGAGUCGAAAUGCCAGUGCGGCCUCAAACACCAGCACAGUUCAGGAGGGAGUGGCAGCAGGUGGCAGUGGUGAUGGUGGCAGCUCCGAAGCUGGAGCUGAUGAAGACUCCUCUGUGGUGUCAGAGAGAGCACCUUCGAGGACCAAGGUGGAGCGAGAUGAGCAGUUUUCUGAGGGAGAAAAUGGGAGGGUGAGACAGAUGAGUGGUGCAAGCAGUGGAUCUGAACCGUCUGGCUACUACCUUCCAUCUCACAGUCAGAGCCAAUCCCAGAUUGGACAGGUAUCACAUGUUAAAACGAUCACCUCUGAGCCAAUGACAAAGCAACAAAGUAUUUCUAAAACAAAACCAAAUGAAUCUCACAUUCCUGCUGUCUCAUCCUCCCAGUCCUUGGGUUCACAGUCAUCUGAGCCCGUCCCAAACUCCUAUUCAACAACACCAUCGUUAGCCCCCUCAUCUAAUUCUGACAGUGCUCCUCCUCCUCAGCCAAACUGUGUCUCAGAGAGUGGUGUCAAUGAUACUAAUAAUCGAUAUGGCUCAAAGAAGACAAUAGAAAUUAAAGAUGAAGGAAUUAAAAGUGGAAGUGAAGGUGAGCCUGAAAGAAAGGACAAAGGGGCCAAUCGGGUGCAAGGAGAUUGCGAUGUAAGCCUUCAACAGGAUAGUCAGAAUAAAGACAAUAGUAUAUCCAGUUUACACAACAGCGAGAAGGAAGGAAAACAACAGAUGUGUGAGGAACAGCAAAACACCAGUGGUGUGGGUGUGAUUGUUUCAACGCGGGCAGAAGGAAAUCACUCGGAAAAAAGCAAACACCCUCAAGACAACUGUAUUGAGGAGAAACAUUCACACUCUUACUUUGGUGAGUCCAACAGUCAUAAUGGGGAAGAAGGAAUAGAUCUGAGUGUAUAUUCCUCCCAUCACCAAGCCCACUUGAAACCAAAUUUUGGACGGCCUCAAAACCCCCCCCAGCAUGGACCAUACAAAUAUGGCCACUCAGAGCCUCCAUAUGGCUCAGAUAUGUCAGUAAAGAACAGGGGAAGGCCCGUUCCAGGGGGUGCAAUAGAAUCAAAUUCCAGAUACCCAGGAUACCACCAGACACAGCUUGGAUACGGCCUUGUGCAUUCAAAAGAUGUUCGAGAUGCUAUAGUAGAGGCACCAGGAAAAAGAGGAGAAGGAGUAGGGGGAAGGAGCCAUGAAGACAGUUCUCAAAUACAGCCAUUUCCAAGCCUUUUACAAGAAGUUCUUCAAGGUUGUAAUUUAGAUAGACGUUAUGGCCGACCUGAACAAGCAUUCCCUGCGCAUCUCCAGGCUCAGCAACAGUUUCAAACCAGACACCAAUAUGGCAUAGCUGAAAGUAUGAGGAUACAGACUGGAACAACAGAAGCUUCUCCUCAUUCCUCCCAAAUGGCGGGCUCUGGAAAGCCCCCGCAACCAAACCAGAGGCAAGGAGGCAAUCCCAAUUUUCUUCAAGAACCUCAGGCUUCCAUUAAGUCAGAAGCAGCAAGUAAUAAGGCACCACAAAAUACUGACAAACAUAAGGUGGGUGUACCCCAGAGUCAUUUAACACAGUCUACAGAACCUCUGCAGCCGCCACCAAAACAUAUUAACUUAGCAGACUAUUCUUUACCACGGAGGAAAGCCCCAUCUAAUGUGCCCACUUCAUCCUCUGCUGUACAAGAACUGCUUUUGCAAGAGACAGAACCGCUAACAGCCAACAUUGGUCUAACAGAGUCUCAAAAAUCAUCAGGCUCCCUAUUAGCUCCAUCGUCGGAGAGACGGUCCGUCAUCUGUGAUGUGUCACCAAACCGGCGGGGCACACCAGAGAGGGACAGGGAAAGUGACAGAGAGAGAGAGAGGGAGAAAAGUCAGAGUGGAGCCUCUGUGAUUCAACAACCAUUUUCUUCUCCAACAGCAGCCAGUGAUCUGAGUAAAAAGGAACCUGGAGAGAAACAAGUGGUGAAAAUGGAAACGCCGUCAAAGGAGUCUGGCCCAGACUCUGCACACCCACAAAGUGAUCAUCAUAGAAGUGGCACAAAUAAAGAGGUUGACGUAGAGUAUCAUUCCAAGUCUGUUCAUUCCUCUGUUGUCAUUAAUACCGAUCCCUAUAGGCAAAGUAACAUUGAUAUGACUCCCACACCCCCUCAUCCUACAAGCACUAAUCCUUUAUCUCCACCGUCAAGGCAUCAGGCCUUUCUCCAUGGGAUUGAUUUUUCAGGUGGUCAUGCCAGCAGUUUUCCUGGUUAUCGGUAUGGUGAUGCCAGAGAAGGCAAUAUGAUCCCACACAGCAACCAGCACUUUCCCUCUCAUCAUCCUUACCACAGUUUAUCUUCCCAGGCUCAAUUGCAAAGCCCACAGUCCACAAAUAAGCUUCAGAUUUAUCCUCACUCUCGUGGCCCUCCUCACCACCCCCCUGACUUGAGUGACUGGGUAACGGCAAUGAACAGGCCAUCCAAGGAGAUGAUGAUGCAGCCUGGUUCCUCUCCAGUAAGACAUAAAUUCAGUCAAUCAGAGCAGAGGCAGAGGAUGCUCUCCCAGACUGACAUUAUGCCUAAUGAACAACACAUAACAAAACCACCUCUUCCUCAUCAGAGUCCUUACUAUGAUUUGAAAAUGUAUCAGUCAACACAUUCUGGAAGAGAAGGUGCAGUAAUGAUUGAGGGGGAACCCUAUUACAGAACACAUCCCCCUCCUCCCCCUGCUGCCCCUGUAGCUUCACAUACUCCUGCUGUUCCACAAAUGGCUCUAGCAGUUGGACCAAGUGCUAUUGAACCUGAUGUCUCCAGAGGUGCUCCGGAGGAAGCUAAACAACCCCGUCCAACAUCCAAUGCCACUAAACCCCCUGCUGACAUGAACUUGGGUCUACUGCAAGGGCAGCGUCAGACUAAAGCUGGCGGCUCCGGAGACACAAAUCCAUUAAUGCUGAGGAGGAGAGUUCGUUCUUUUAUCUCUCCUAUCCCUGCCAAGAGGCAACUUCAGGAUGGUUCCCAGCAGAGGGUUGCCUCAAAUUCACAUCACUCUCCAGGGGCCCAGUCUGAGUCUAGCCAUCACAAUGAAGAUGACUCAUCCAGUUCAGACAUCCCAUUUCCAAGGCUCUCUUCUCCCUUGUCUGGAGAGAAUGCCUAUUCACAAUCGCUAUCUCCUUCAGGUGGUAAAGCCAAGAUUUUGCCUCCCAGGAAAGGACGGGGCUUGAAACUGGAGGCAAUAGUGCAGAAAAUCACUCCAAAUGUUAAGAGACCAUUAGGACACGCAGAUGCUGAGUCAAAUCAUUACCCAGGCUUCUCUCACUCAGAAAUGACACAGUUUAGCGAUUCACAGGACCAAGAUUUAGCACAUUUUUCCAGAGUUACAGGUGGUGAUGAUGGUUACAUUGAUGAAAGUCACACCUUAAAUGACAUGAUUCCUUUUAGAGGAGUUGAUGAGACUGGGCCAUUACCUCCCUCUGCUUACCCCUGUGAUCCCCAUCAGACGACCCAAGUUCUCAAACAACCAGACUUUGACUUUGGGUUAGGGGCUGCUGUGGCAUCAUCAUCAGGCGACAAGGAGGACUUUGCUUUGCUAGGACCUUUACCCCCGCCGCCACCAUUACCAUGUCCAGUCCAGGGUUCCCCACCUCCAUCUUCAUCUGCCCUGUCUGAUAUUCAGCAUUUCACUAACACUUAUCAGCAACUGGAAACACGACGAGGAGAGCAAUCUGCUGCUAACCUUCUCAGACAGAAACUUCAAGAAACUGGAAUGGGAUUUGACGAUUAUCCUGGCAGUGACUAUUAUGGAACCACCCCACCUCACCACAGCCAGUCCCAAGGGCAUAUGCUGAACAGACAACAACAUCAUUUGCCUUCGGGAAGAUCUGCUCUGUCACCACAAGAUUCCAAACUGACAGACAGUAUUGUCCCUAAAGGCUAUUUCCCAUCUGGCAAGAAAAAGGGUAGGCCUGUUGGCAGUGUUAACAAACAGAAACGUGCCCAGAGCCAAGCCCAAACCCAAGCCCAGACACAAACUCUGAACACCACUCUGAGUGCUCCUUCAGCGCCACCUGCUACAUCUCCAGUUGCUGCCACCACCCUGCAGACAGGGCAAAGUACCAGUGGCACAUCAGCUUCCACACCGCCUCCUUUGCCAGAACAAAAAGACUCACCUCCGCUGGCCCCACCUGUUUUAACCCAGGUAGUGAAACUAGAUGCUGAGAGUGAGGACACACAGCCAGAGAUUGAGGUCAAACCCCUGCGACAGAGACGGAGAGGUAUGAAAGAUGAGAACGAGCCGGCAGACAUAAGGGGGAGACAGAGGAGGAGGAGGAGAGUUGGAGCAGCUGCGGCGGUGGCGACAGUGUCAGUUGCUAAAGAUGACCCAGAUACACCUUUUGGGGCAGGAGGCAGUCUGAGCACAAGUGGAGGUUUUCUAGACCCAAACAGAAAGGGCCUGUUUGUGCCACAUAUCCAUGUUGAGCGGAAAAUACCAGAGAUUGGGGCAGUGUGUACCAUAGUGAAUGCUGAGGAGGAGAGGUUGAAGGGUGAGCGUAGUGCAGUUGGAGGGAAAGCAGGCGGCAGUGGAAUGGAUUCUCUCCUCACCCCGGCCCUCUCCUCUCAGCUAAACAGGAGAGACAGAGAAAUGGAAAAGAGGGAGUCAGACGAUGUGGAGACCACUCUUCCGUCAGGAAAAGCACUUCCUUCUUCUGGCUAUGUUGUUUCAGGCCCUGUGAUUACAGAGACUAAUCACUCUGGCCGCCUGCUCUGCUGCCUGUGUCAGAAAUGGGCAAAUUAUAAACAUCUUGGAGAUCUCUACGGGCCAUACUAUCCAGCUGAAUAUGCUGCAAAGCUGCCUAAGAAUCAGCCACAACUCAGACAAUGUCAUGUAACCCCAAAUGCAAGUAAACCCGGACCAAAUUUAGAUGCCAAUUCAAAUGUAUUAAGCAGUAUCCAAGACACACAAACAGAAGAUGCUCAGAUUACCAAAUCUUCAACCGACAGUGACUUUGUUGCCAAGCUGGUUACAGACCCGCCAUCCCAUAACACUACAGUCAGAACAGCCUCCCCAAUUGGUGGUGAAGAAAUUAUGAUGUAUCUGUCUGGACAACUUGAUAACACCACCUCCUCUCCUAUCACCACCACCAGUAAAACAUCCCUAACCUGGGAUAUGAAUCUAGAUAUUAGACCUAUCCCAGAGCUUAAGCGAGAGCCUGACCUUGAGGUUGACCAGCAACAUAUACAAAAACGGCAGCAGCAGCCAACCGAAGAAUCUCAACAGAGACCGCAGCACAGAAAGCUGACCUCACAUCCACGCUUCAAAAGGAGGCACAAAUCCAGUGAGGAGUCCCCCAGAAUGGUGCCGUCAAACAGUAAGGCCUCCCUGCCCUUCCAGCCCCCUCCUCCAGCCCUGGACUCUUUGGGGCCCUUGGCCCAACUGGCACAGCUGCCUCAGAUGCCCAUGGACCCAGAGGAACUAUGGGUCCACGAGGGUUGCAUUGUGUGGACCAGUGGUGUGUACCUGGUAAAUGGGCGACUGUAUGGCCUGCAGGAGGCACUAGAUGGUGCCAGAGACACAAGCUGCUCAUAUUGUGAGAUGGUCGGCUCCACCCUGGGCUGCUACAGUAAGGGCUGCACACUCCGCUACCAUUACCUGUGUGCUAUUGAAGCCGAUUGCUCUCUGAAUGAAGAUAACUUCUCACUGCGGUGUCCGAAGCACAAGGUAAAGAAGGAGAGUCUCCCCAGAGUAGCCGUCCAGCCAAGUCUGUGUACCUGGAGCAGUCAGAGAGAGGCUGAGACAAACAGUAAAGAAAAGACACAGCUGUCUGCAAGCUGUGCGGUUGAACAACAGAAGACGGAGGACUGUUGCUGAGGCCACCUCAGACGUAACGGGAAAAAAGGAACGGCAUCUGUUGGCUGAUGAAUGGACAUCUUCUAUGAUGGAGAACAGCAAAGGGGAUUGUACAAUUUCUCAACAGGAAUCAACGUGCUUACAUUUGACGAUAUAUAAAAAAAAAGAAAAGAAACUUUUUUCUUUUUUGCUCUUUAAUUAAAAAAAAAGAAAAACGUGAACAAAGCAACAUAGCGGAAUGGAGUGACAACAAAGACAAAGAAAGUGGUUGGACAAAAUGAGACGCAAAGAGUGUCGGAAGAACGGAAAGGAACUUGUUUCGUUAAAGGAAGAAGAAAAAAAACAAACUUCCCCUCUCGGCUCACUUUGAAUUGUCUUUGAGUUUCCCUCAAACUGUUAAAAGUCUUCUUUAAAUCAUCUGUAUUAUCGGUGUACCUGUAACGGGUUUGCUUUGCUUUGUCUUUCCUUCGGGUGCUUUUAGUUCAGCGUAACGGGAGCAGGGACCCUCGGGAGACGGCGAGAGGAUGCGGGGGGGGGCAACUCCCGAAAAGGAAAGGAUAAAUUCAAAGUACCUUCUUACAAGUAGUAUUUUAUCAUAUAAAUAUUAUGAUAAUCAUUAUUCUUUUAAGUAUCACUAUCAUUUCUUAUCUGCAUCAGUAUUUACUCAUAGAAUUGAAUUGGAUGAUUCUCGCUUUAUACUUUCUCAACAUAUCAUGAAUCGGAUUAUUAUUUUUUUAUUUUAUUAUUAUUGUUAUUAUUAUUAUUAUUAUUAUUAUUAAUUAUUGAUUUGCAUUCCUGGAGAGGGAGGAGCCAGAGUGAAUGUCAGGGUCAAGUUGCCACAAAGACAUUAUUGCCUUGGAGAGCGGACGUCUGUUGCCUUUUCAAAAGUCGCGUGUGUGAAUGCGGACUGAGUGCGUGCGAGACUGGGAGCAGGUUGGAUCUGAGUCCCGGAGUCCAUUCUGGUCCUUUUGAGAAGUGUUCUUAUUUUUCAUCCCCGGGGGUUUUUACGGUACAGAUAGUAUCCCUGGGAAAAAAACAAACAAACAAACAAACAAAAAAAGGCAGAUGGACACAACGUUAUUUUUCAAGUAAAGGUGUUCGCAGGGGGAGGAGAGCCGCUGGGAGGAGGAGGAGGAAGGAGGAGGUGACGCUGUUGGACUCGGUGCGUCCCACGCCGGCUGGGAAGAGACGGGAGGACAGGACUCUCGAGCCCUUUGCGUUUAGGGCGAAGCUGUGUGCCGCGUGCACGCGCCGGGAUUCGGACUCAUUACGGAGGAAGUUUUGCAUAGGAUGUUGCGUUUGACUGACGGGCGUCGGUCCUUCAGACACGAGCGAGAGGUGUUUUUGGAACUACGAACUCUGGAGGAUCCCGGUUGAGGAGCCGGCGUAGACGUGCGUUAUCCUUCUUUCUUUUUUCUUUUUUUUUUUUCCUGAAUGGUUUCACCCCUCAGCAACACAACCGUGGUCUGAUCGGGAGGGGGGGGGAUGCAAAACCCAUUCAAAAUAAGCAUUGCCAUAAAACCCAAAAGUGAGUUGUACGUUGUGUUGUCUUUAUCAUUUUUUAUUGUUACUCUUGUAAAAAACAAAAAACAAAAAAAGAAAAGACCAGACUAAAAAGAAAACAGUUACACUAUCGGAACCAUGCUGUAAUAGAAAUCUGUCAAUAUGUAUAUGAAUUAUGAAUACACUUUAAAAAAUG
This is a messenger RNA of Lampris incognitus (smalleye Pacific opah), 10565 nucleotides long. It is a transcript of the gene tcf20, whose product is annotated as transcription factor 20. Gene Ontology annotation, biological process: regulation of transcription by RNA polymerase II. The coding region runs from base 1355 to 8887 and encodes 2510 amino acids. Gene Ontology annotation, cellular component: nucleus. The record is from RefSeq and is a predicted model, not a curated record. The transcript is spliced from 6 exons. Lineage: Eukaryota; Metazoa; Chordata; Actinopteri; Lampriformes; Lampridae.